AGUCCACGACUAGACAUCCCACAAUGCAGCUCCCCCUGACGACCCUGCUGCUGCUGGCAGCGCUGUCAGCGCUGACCUCGGCCCAGAGGCUGGCCGGGCCCAACCCCAACACGGUCGACGAGUACGACUACGAGGACGGCGGCCUGCCCGCGCGGCCGCAGCCCCAGCCGCGCUCGUACGCGCCCAACCAGCCCCGCCUGAGCGCCUCCCAGCCCAGGCCCACCCCCGUGCCCAUCCUCAAGCAGAUCAACAGGCACAACGACGAUGGCUCCUACACGUACGGCUUCGAGGGAGCCGACGGCUCCUUCAAGAUCGAGACCAAGCUGGUGACCGGCGAGGUGAUGGGCAAGUACGGCUACGUGGACGACUCCGGCAAGGUCCGCGUCGUGGAGUACGGCGCCAACAAGUACGGCUUCCAGCCCGCCGGUGAGGGCAUCACCGUCGCCCCGCCCACCCUGGUGGACGAGACCCGCGUGCCCAAGGCGGGCGGCAGGCAGCAGCCCGGCAGCCACCUCAGCCACCUCAGCAUCGGCGCGCAGACGCCGUCCCUCGAGUCGCAGGAGGACAUCUACGACGACGGCCAGUACUACGAGGAGCCCGCCACCGCCGCCCCGCUGCGCGCCGGCCCCGUGCGCGCCCUGCGCCCCCAGACCCAGGCCAUCCCCAGGCCGCGCGCCCAGACCCCCCAGUACUUCGAGAACUCGUUCAGCGCCCCUUCCGCCCCCGCCCGAUCCUCGCCCAUCCAGAACAACUUCGCCCAGUUUACGCAGACGACCAGCUUUGCCUCCUCGCCCUCCUUGUCCGCCGCCAGGCCCCUGCCCGCGCCCAGGUACUCGUCGGCGUCCUCGCUCGGACCCGCGCCCGCGCGCGCCCAGGUCCCGGGCGCCGCGCCCGUCGGCCCCACCUACCGCGCCCUGCCCGCCGCCCCUGCGCCCGUCCGGGAGCAGCACCCGCAACAGGCGCAAGCCCUGUUCGUGCCGCAGUCCCAGCUGCCCGCGCUCGGCCAGCACUACGCCCCCGCUGCCCCCGCGCCCGCCCCCCUGCCCCGCCGGCCCGCCCACAGUGGAAGCGGCGGACUGCUGGACCAGCUUGCCAGGGACUACGCUCUCCCCCAGAACGCGGCCCAGCCCCUCGUCGACACCUCCUUCGGGGUGUACUAGACGCGUCUCUGCGCGGACCAACGGACUGAACAUAGACGCGAUGCUAGUGCUAGUGCCAAUACUACACUGCAUCUGCUCUACUGCCGGCGAGAACCGGGCGAUGCAGUGUUGCCACUGCCGGCGAGAACCGGGCGAUGCAGUGUUGCCAACGUGAACAGGAAUGUCGCACCAGGAUGUGGGGUGUUAAGCCAACGAGGUUGGCUACCCUGCGUGGGACUAUUACGCGCCUUUCCAGUACGGUUACAUUGCGGAGAGAAAACAGACCAGUUUGUAACACGUUAUCAAAAGACUUUAACAGUGGUUUUCUUUCACCACAGUGACUGCUCGCUUCCCGGAAGGGGUGGUUGGUAAAUACCCACCACCAGAAGAUGUAGUACAUCGGAGUGGCGUAGUCAGAAGCGAAGAAUGACAGCAGAUUGGUUGAGUCUUGCCUUGAUCCUAAAUAUAGUCUUAGCUCUCAAUUCUCAGCGAGAGCUAUGUGUAUUGUGAUAAGUUACCUACGAUAUAGGAAUAAGUUUUCAGAAUACGUGUAAUACAUGGUCUUUUAGUUUCAUUCGUCGUUUUGAAUGACACUCCCAAAGAUCUUGUGAAAUGCCUACGUCCAUGAACUUAAUAAACAUAAUUGUGAUAUUGACUUGCGAAAAAACAGAAUCAUACCAAUAUCUGCAAUUAUAUUCCGCUUAAAAUUUAUAAUUUAAGACGAUGUUUUAAGACACCUGUUUUACAUUCAGUAAUUGUUUUUUCCUUAUUUAUGUCUUGGUAUGCAACCCGAUAAAUAAAACGACGUUUUUGUUAUUACAAGAAA
Frankliniella occidentalis (western flower thrips) is the source of this 1965-nucleotide messenger RNA. RefSeq lists its product as uncharacterized. Bases 24 to 1160 code for a protein of 378 amino acids. The record is from RefSeq and is a predicted model, not a curated record. The transcript has 5 exons. Gene Ontology annotation, molecular function: structural constituent of chitin-based larval cuticle. Lineage: Eukaryota; Metazoa; Arthropoda; Insecta; Thysanoptera; Thripidae. Gene Ontology annotation, cellular component: chitin-based extracellular matrix.